AUGGCAAUCUCAGCGGCUAGAUUGAUUAGUGAUGUUGCACCAGCAUCACGAGGCAAGUACGAUGUGUUCCUGAAUUUCAGAGGAAAAGACACUCGUUAUGGAUUCACAGACUUCCUUUAUCACCACAUGAAAGAAGUCGGAGUCCACGUGUUUAGGGAUGAAGAAGAACUCUCCAUGGGUGAAGUGAUUGGCGAGGAACUUCAACAAGCUAUCAAAAAUGCCGUCAUCUACAUACCUAUUUUCUCUCAAACUUAUGCUUCUAGCAAAUGGUGCCUCCGCGAGCUGGCUCUCAUGGUAGAUAAUGUGUCUAAGUCGAAGAAAAAACGUAUUUUUCCCAUUUUUUUGCACGUGGAACCUGAUGAUGUUAAACUUAAGAAACCACUCUAUGAAGCUGAUUUCAAGAAACAUGAGGAGGACUUUCGUAAUGAAGUCGAGACAUGGAAAGGAGCUCUUAGGAAGGUAGAUGAACUCAAGGGAUGGGUUGUGAAAAAGGACGAAAGGUGCUUAAUGGAUUAUGUUGCAUCUGUCUACAUUAUCUCGGAUCAUGAUUCUCCUAUUACGAAGUACUUCAAUAUUGUUAUUGAUGUGCUUCAAUCUUUUCAAGUUAAGAUUCUGACAAACCCAUGGGUGAUGCAUGGCCAAGCAAAUAUUGUCAAAUUGGUUGUUGAAAAGGUUUUGGCGGAGCUGAGGAUAAAACAAAAAUCAGUGCCUGAACAUUUGGUUGGAUACGAUGGUCAGGUAAAUGACUUGAUGGAAUUAUUAGAUGUCAAACAAUUUGAUGUGCGGCUCAUUGAAAUUUACGGAAUGGGCGGUAUGGGUAAAACAACUAUUGCCAAGGUUGUCUUCAAUAAACUAUGUUCCCACUUUGGAAAGUAUUGUAGCUUCCUUGAGGACGUUCAAGAAAGGUCUACCAAGAAGGGCAUAGUCCACUUGCAGAAGAAAUUACUAUCUGACAUUGGUGGUUCUGGAUCUAUAGAGAAAAUUAGUGAUAGUGAAGAAGGAAUGAGGAGGAUUGGAAUGGCACUUAGCAAUAAUAAGGUCCUUGUGGUUCUAGAUGAUGUUGAUGAGAAAGUGCCUAUUAAGUAUCUUAUAGGAAAUUCCAAUUUACAUAAAGGAUCUAGGAUAAUCAUUACAACAAGAGAUAGAGAUAUUCUUGGAAUUGGGGAAUUCAGAGAUAUUCUACAAGUUGGGGGAUUCAAAAAUAAUGUUAAAAAAUACGAGAUGCAAAAGAUGGAUAAUGCUCUUGCACUUCAGCUUUUUUGUCGGCAUGCCUUUGAUGGAGACUUUCCUUCGAAUGAUUAUCGUGAACGUUCACGUGAAAUUGUAUCACUUAUGGAAGGGCUUCCUUUGGCAAUUGAACUGGUAGGUUCAUUACUUAAGGGGAGAAAUGAAGAUUUUUGGAAUAAUAUGUUGGUCAAGUUAAGGGAAGAACCUAUGAAAAAGAUUCUAGAUAAGUUGAAAAUUAGCUAUGAUGACCUAGAAAAUGAUCAAAAACAAAUUUUUCUCGAUAUAGCAUGCUUCCUUUUCAAUGAGAAGAAGACUGAUGCAACUUACAUAUGGGACGAUUUUUUUCCUGCAAUAGGAAUUGAUGUUCUUACCAAGAGGUGCUUGGUAAAAAUAUUGGAUAACAAUAAGUUUUGGAUGCAUAAACAACUAAUAAAGUUGGGAAAACAUAUUGUCCGUCAAGAAAGUCCAACCAACCCAGGAGAGCGGAGUAGGUCGUGGGUUGCAGAUGAGGCCCUCAGAAUCAUAAGAAGCCAACAGAGGAAGGACAAGGUUCAAGGGAUUAGCAUAGAUGGACUGAAUUACUCCAUAGAGAUUAAAAAUGAAGAGUUUGAAAGCUUCAAGGAUGAUGCAAAAGCAUGGGACAUAAUCAAGAUGGCAUGGAAUUUGAAAGUUCUAUCUCUUACUCAAUGUGGUGGGAUAACAACAAUCCCGGACCUCUCUAAAUGCUCGAGUUUAAAGAGGUUGACUCUUGCACAUUGCGACAGGCUCAAGAGAAUUGAUAACUUCAUUACAAAUCUAAAAUCAUUGAUUGAGUUAGAGAUUGAAUGCUUCAAGUGGGCAGAUUUAUUUCCCUCCAGCUUGAUAUUGAGAAAUUUGAUGACUUUAGAGUUCUAUUAUGUUGAAAUGGAAGACAUUCCACUCGAUAGACUUCCAGGAUUGGAGAGCUUGACUGUUGACGGUUGUGAACUGCUUAAGAGAUUAACCUUUUCUUCGGAGAACCUACGGCAUGCUCACGUGUCAUCUUGUCCAGAUCUAGUUGAUAUAUCUUUUUCUCUUUUGGAAAAAUUGGAGUCCUUCUUCGUUUUCGGGUGCAGAUCUCUGGGAACAAUAAAUCAGUUAGGUUGCGUGAAAAACCUGGAGAAAUUGGAAAUCCAACAGUGUAAUGGACUUACGGAUGUUUGGGGCCUAGAGCAUCUAGAGUCUUUGAAGUCGUUGGAGGUCACACAGUGCCCGUCAUUGAGAAGGUUGAUUGAUGCCUUCUCCCCAAAUAUGCCAAAUGAUUGCCUCGUCAAAAUUCAAGCGUGUGGAGAUUUUUUCAAAGAUUCUACUCCGAGUGACCCACUCGGGAUGCCUUUGUUGCGUUAUGUACAGGAGAUUAUUCUGGAUUCAUCAAACUUUGAAUCCAAGUCAGACAAGAUGGAACUUUCCUUCACAAUCAGAUUCCACCUUGGAGUAAAGGAGUCCAGCGAGCAGCUUGAGUUUGUUGGUGGAAUUACGGAGGAAAACAAAGAUGUCACCCCUGAUUCAGUGACAUAUAAAGGAUUGAUUGCUAACGUGAAAGGAUUCGGCUUUUGCUUGAAGAGAAUGUGGUACAAGACUCCUGGUGAAUUCAACAAUUUGCUCAUAGAGAUCAAGAGUGAUGAGCAAGUGAAGGGAAUGGUGCAACUAGCAUGUAAACAAGGAUUGAUUCAUUUGUACGUUGAGGGAGGGGUUGACAGUGAGGGAGAAUAUAAUGACCGGAUUAGGGAAAUGUUUGGAGAGGAAUGGAGAACGAACACUGAUGUGUAUCCCCAUGAGGGUGGGGCUGAGUGA
This is a messenger RNA of Eucalyptus grandis, 3039 nucleotides long. RefSeq names its product disease resistance protein RPV1. Gene Ontology annotation, molecular function: ADP binding. Lineage: Eukaryota; Viridiplantae; Streptophyta; Magnoliopsida; Myrtales; Myrtaceae. The record is from RefSeq and is a predicted model, not a curated record. The coding region runs from base 1 to 3039 and encodes 1012 amino acids. Gene Ontology annotation, biological process: defense response; signal transduction. The transcript has 9 exons.